GACUAAUGGCCUGUUUAUGAUCAUAGUUUGACAUUGCAGGAUCCUAGAAAAGUCACUUCUUUAGUAUCUGCUGUGAACAUAAUGAAAAGGUUAGUGGUAGUUAUGAACAAAUUGAUUUGGUUAUAUAUGUUUUCAGCCUUUUUUUUCCUGAUGAUUCAGCUGUGUGUUAUAGCUGAGUUUGCAUUUUAUAACCUGUCACAGUCAUAACGCCACAGUGAGAGAAAUACGGCUAUAUUCUUUGACUGAUUGAGGCACGGACCUUUCUUCUUUGACAGUCUAAAUGAUUAUAUACCCCAAUAGCUUUCUAUUGUUUCUAAAUAGAUACAAAUGCAAUAUCGACAUAGAGUUUUCAGUAUUGGUGCUGUAAUCUAGAGGGUUUGGAAAAAAUGCAGCAGCUGUGGAAUCCAGCAAUCCAGCACAAUCACUGUUCGAAGAGCAGGUGAAUCCAGUUUAUUAAAAUUUAAUCUAAUACAUGUGGUGGCUUAUUUUACAUUUCCAGGCAUACAAAGUCUCCAUACAGUAAAAAACGUCAUAAACCUCCUGAAGAUUAUGACAGGGCUACUAGAUUAUUAUUUUAUUGUACAUGUUCUCCGUUUUUUCCUCUGUAUCAUUAACUGCAUUCACUGGAUUAAAUGCCAAACAUGUUGGACAUCCAUAAAACACUUUUUCCUUGUUAAACUUGAGACACUACAUAUGAACAGUUGAUUACUUACAAUAAGCCAACUUUUUUUUCUGAAAUUCUAUGUUUAAAUAUGCAAAUUGCUUAAUGUAUAUACUGAAUAUGUGCUUUUUGCUAUUUACAGAAAUCUGAACAUUUGAUAAAGCCAGGUUGAAACUUCUUGUUUCACUUUGUAAGCAUAAUGUAUUAGAAGGGAAAUUUGGAUAUCUCUCUUUAUAUCAUGCCAUAAAUCAGAAAAUACUACCGACAGCCAUAAAAUAAUACAUUUUCACCACGUUUUAGGAAUGAAAUUUUUAAAUUAAUACAAAUCAGGCUAUAAGUGACACACACACAAAGCAUUGGAAUAUAGGCAGGUAUAAACUGUGUGUAAAUGCUGCUGAAGUAGAGCUUUCUGGUCCAGAAUAUUUAAAAAAAUGUAAAAAAAAAUUAUUGAGCCAAAAGCCUUUAGGAGAUAUGAUUUGUAAAAUCUGAUGUAUAAUGUUUUAGCCCAUAGUGUCUUGCCAGAGGUCAAGCUUCAAUCUGUUCUUGUGAAGCUGUGAUUCAUUGUUGUUGAGACGGUUCACCACUACUGGCAAAAAAAAUAAUACAAAAAAGUACUGUAUUAGUACUAUAUUUUGUUAAUUUCCAUAGAUUUGACAUUGGUUGGAUUUAAACAACUAAACCUGACAUUAUUCAGUAGUGUAAACCAUGUGGACGAGAGAAAAGUGACCAAACAGCUGCGAUGGUAAACAGUGAUAAAAUGGUGAUAAAAGCCUGAUAAGGAACAAUAUCUAUAUUUGUUAACCAAUGGAACCGAGUCUUUUGGGCUCAGUUGUGAGAUAACCAGGUUCAUCUGUGGGGCACUAAUACUGGUCGAGGAGACUCGAAUCCCAUCAAUUACGGUUUUGAUAUUAUUGACACAGUGUUCAAAAGCAAAUGACAAAACAUGACAAAUAGCUGGUCGACUGUGGACGUUGGCAAGUCAGGUUUGAAGCUCGGACUUCACCUCAGGUUGGGUAAACAAUUGGUGCCUUUUGAAAAGCUUCAAUUGAGUCAGGAAUAAAAGGGGGAAUCAUAAGUGGGCUGUUUGGAAUGAAUCAUUGAUUUGCAGUUUUCUUUAGCAUCUUAGCUCAGAGGCUACAGGUAUUUGCUGUGGCACACUGAGGCGUUGGGGCCGACAAAACCACACGUUUGUGCAGGGAGACAGCUCCGGAGAGUCACCGUUUAUGUUGAGUGUUUUAUUGCGCUGGAUAACUCUGCACGGGUUGGACAGAAGAAACAAGGAAAUAUGAAUGCCAUAGUAGAAGCUUUUGCCUUCUUCCUGGGCUUCCUGGGCUGGUUGAUGGUUGGAGUCGCCCUUCCAAAUCGUUACUGGAGGGUCUCGACAGUGGACGGUAAUGUUAUCACCACAUCAACCAUCUAUGAAAACCUAUGGAUGUCCUGUGCAACCGACUCUACUGGAGUUCACAACUGCCGGGAUUUCCCGUCUUUGCUCGCUCUUAAUGGCUACAUUCAGGCCUCCCGGGCACUGAUGAUUGCUGCCAUUGUGUUCGGGACAUUUGGGCUCGUGGCAACUCUCGCAGGAAUGCAGUGCUCAAAAGUUGGAGGAGAAAACUACAUCCUGAAGGGGAGAAUUGCUGCGAUUGGAGGAGUCUUCUUUUUACUACAAGGGAUGAGCACCAUGAUUGCUAUAUCUUGGUAUGCAGCCAAUAUCACACAGCAGUUCUUCGACCAGCUUUACCCGGGGACAAAGUAUGAGAUCGGAGAGGGCCUGUAUAUCGGCUGGUCUGCAGCCACACUUUCCAUUUGCGGCGGUUCAUGUCUGUUGUGUGCUUGCAAAAUCGUAACGCCCAGUGAAAAGAUACCAUAUCCAUACCAACAACCCUCCAGAGGACAUGUGCCGCCGACUGUGGUGACGUCCCAGUCUGCGCCGAGCAACUACGGAAGAAACGCUUAUGUGUGAUUGUUAUUGCACAGGAGGGGAAGUCGGCGGAGUUGGAAGCAAUUCGCCAGACUGAUUGUUUUAAAGAGACAAUGAACUGCAUGUACUAUUCUGAAUUCACAAUGAGAGGGCAGCAUUUACAAUGACAAAUACUGUAAGAUUUCUGAUCACAGUAUAGCAGUAGUAUAGUAGUAAGGCAGGUGAAGUAAUCCUGAUUUCAUUUAGGGAUUUACAACUCUUCAGUAACAGGGUUAAAAACCAAUGUAAACAUAGUCUUUGUAGUUUCUCUAAUUUUAACUUUUUUGGAACGUGUACAUUUCAAAUAUGUCAUAGUUUUCUUAUGGAGUGAUUUUGCAUAGGUUCCUGUGGAUUUCAGUACAUUUUAUACAUAAAUAAAUGUCAUUUCAGUGAGUUUGCACUAAACCAUGACUUUUUCAAUGACAGAUUCUGAUUUCUGUUCAAGAGCGAUGGGCAGAGCUGUUGAGCAAUGUUCAAAUAAAGGAGUCUCGGGUUACAGA
This is a messenger RNA of Scophthalmus maximus (turbot), 3118 nucleotides long. RefSeq names its product claudin-15. Gene Ontology annotation, molecular function: structural molecule activity. The record is from RefSeq and is a predicted model, not a curated record. Gene Ontology annotation, cellular component: bicellular tight junction; plasma membrane. NCBI's taxonomy places the organism in Eukaryota, Metazoa, Chordata, Actinopteri, Pleuronectiformes, Scophthalmidae. Gene Ontology annotation, biological process: cell adhesion; bicellular tight junction assembly. The transcript is spliced from 5 exons. Bases 1947 to 2621 code for a protein of 224 amino acids.